UGGGCUAUUUGAGUUGCGCAUGCGCCAACACUACAUCCGGCGUGGUCCUCGGGUCCGUUAGGAGUUUGGGGUACGCCAGCCGGAAUAUCAAGUGUGUAGUCAUGUCGGCGUCGGUGUUGUCGGUCAUCUCGCGGUUCUUAGAAGAGUACUUGAGCUCCACUCCUCAGCGUCUGAAGUUGUUGGACGCGUACCUCCUGUAUAUACUUCUGACCGGGGCGCUGCAAUUCGGUUAUUGUCUCCUCGUGGGGACUUUUCCCUUCAACUCUUUCCUCUCGGGCUUCAUCUCUUGUGUGGGGAGCUUCAUCCUAGCGGUUUGUCUCAGGAUACAGAUCAACCCACAGAACAAAGCGGAUUUCCAGGGCAUCUCCCCGGAGCGAGCCUUUGCUGAUUUUCUCUUUGCCAGCACCAUCCUGCACCUUGUUGUCAUGAACUUCGUUGGCUGAAUCAUUCCCAUCCACUUAGUUGAGGAGUAGGAGACUAGAAGAAUGUUCACUUUUUGAUUUCCCCUGGAUAAGAGCUCUUGAGAUGGCAGUUUGUUGGACACACGGAUUUUCUUCAGAUUUAUACUUACUACCGACUCUGAUUUGGGAUGCAGUUGGAGAGCCCAGAGAAGUUCCCUAGCUUCCGUGUCAGAACAACUUUGUAAUGAGCAUUUAUUAGCACAGCUCUGCCUUCCAUGAAGUGUAACCUUUUUGCCUUCCGAAUUAAAAAGCUCCAUGCUACUCCUU
Molecule: messenger RNA, 728 nt
Organism: Hippopotamus amphibius kiboko
Lineage: Eukaryota; Metazoa; Chordata; Mammalia; Artiodactyla; Hippopotamidae
Gene: DAD1
Product: defender against cell death 1
Exons: 3
Coding region: 102-443 (113 amino acids)
Biological process (GO): protein N-linked glycosylation
Cellular component (GO): oligosaccharyltransferase complex; membrane
Source: RefSeq, a predicted model, not a curated record